This is a messenger RNA of Capsella rubella, 1192 nucleotides long. RefSeq names its product glucan endo-1,3-beta-glucosidase, acidic isoform. NCBI's taxonomy places the organism in Eukaryota, Viridiplantae, Streptophyta, Magnoliopsida, Brassicales, Brassicaceae. Gene Ontology annotation, molecular function: hydrolase activity, hydrolyzing O-glycosyl compounds. Gene Ontology annotation, biological process: carbohydrate metabolic process. Gene Ontology annotation, cellular component: cell wall; plasma membrane. The record is from RefSeq and is a predicted model, not a curated record. The coding region runs from base 17 to 1039 and encodes 340 amino acids. The transcript has 2 exons.
GAAAGAAAUCGUGAAAAUGUCUGAAUCAAGGAUCUUAGCCUCACCACCAAUGUUGGUGAUUGUUCUCAGCCUUGUAAUUGCUUCCUUCUUCAGCACCACAGCUGGGCAAAUCGGAGUAUGCAACGGGAUGCUAGGGAACGCCUUGCCAAGUCCAUCGGAUGUUGUGGCUCUUUACAAGCAACAGAACAUCCAGCGGAUGCGGAUCUACGGCCCUGACCCAGCUACUCUUGAAGCUCUCCGUGGCUCUGACAUCGAGCUCAUCCUCGAUGUUCCCAGCGCAUAUCUUGGACGUCUCGCCGGCAGCCAACCGGAGGCCGACAAGUGGGUCCAAGAAAACGUUCAGCGCUACGCUGACGGUGUCAGGUUCCGGUACAUCAACGUCGGAAAUGAGGUGAAACCCUCAGAUGGGCGGUUUCUCUUACAAGCAAUGCAGAACAUCGAGAGAGCCCUUUCUGGAGCAGGUCUUGGAUUCAAGGUCUCAACGGCUAUAGCCACCGACGUCACCACAGACACAAAAACUCCGUCUCAUGGAAGGUUCAAGGAUGAGUAUAAAGUCUUCCUUGGACCAGUGAUAGAAUUCUUGAUGAGCAAGCAAUCUCCCCUGCUCGCGAAUAUCUACCCUUACUUCAGCUACAUGUCUGAAAAUGGCAACAUCCCUCUAGACUUCGCUUUGUUCAACUCCCAGUCUAAUUCUUUCACUGACGAAAACAGUUUGCCAUACCAAAACCUCUUCGACGCAAGUCUAGACUCUGUUUAUGCGGCAUUGGAGAAACUAGGAGGCGGAUCAAUGGAUAUCGUGGUGUCUGAGAGCGGUUGGCCCACGGAAGGAGGAUUUGGGGCCAGUGUUGAAAACGCCAAGACUUAUGUUAACAAUUUGAUACAACAUGUGAAGAAUGGAUCACCGAAAAGGCCAGGUCAACCUUUAGAGACUUAUUUAUUCGCUAUGUUCGACGAGGAUAAGAAAGAUAAUGGUGAGUAUGAGAAGUUUUGGGGACUGUUUCGGGGUCAACAGCCUAAGUAUGAAGUUAAUUUUAACUAAUCCUUGCAAAGACUUCUUGAACAAGAAAGGGUCGUCUGGUCAGUGACUUGUGGGCUUUUUUUGUGUUCCUUCUGUAAGGGUAUUUAAAAAAGAGUGGGAAUUUGUUGUAACAGUAAGGAAUAAUAAUGAAUGAGCCAUAACUAUGUUGUACUC